AUGGGAAAACCGACACAUACUCUAUUAUGCCAUUGGCACGUAGAUAAGAACUGGCGUAAAAAUUUGAAGCUUGUGAACGGAUCAAAAGAACUCAAAGACGAGAUUUAUAAAGUAGUUCGGACGUUGAUGGAUGAAAAAGACGCAGCAUCUUUUCCAAAUAUUGUUAUAUCCGCAGUAGAGAAGUUGAAAAAUGAUCCGAAUACUGCGGCGUUUGGAAAAUAUUUUGAGCGUGAGUACAGCGAACGAUAUGAAACAUGGGCGUUUGCAUUCCGCAAAUACAUUGGCAUGAAUACGAAUAUGAAGAUCGAAGCCAUGCACAAUUUGCUGAAGAAUGUGUAUCUCAAUGGUUUGAAAAACAAAAGGGUCGAUAAACUUAUCAACACGCUCCUAAAAAUGAACCGUAACAAAGCUUUUGAACGAUUGAGUCACUUAGUUAUGGAGACUGACUCGCAUACCCACAAAAAAGUGCGCGAUCGGCAUGUAACUGGCAAGACAAUCCCUGCUGAAGAUGUUUCAAUUAUCAGCUUUGGUGUAAGUGGUGUAGGACAAGUUAAGUCGCAGAGUAAGAGUAACCAGUCAUCGAUUUAUGAAAUUACAAAAAUUUCCGACGAAUGCAGCUGCAGACUGCGCUGCGAGGAUUGUAAUAAUAUUUGUGUCCAUUUAUUCGAAUGUACAUGUGAUGAUUAUGUGUUCGGGUACAAUAUUUGUAAACAUCUGCAUGCAUAUGCUCUUAAGGUUCAAUUUUUAGAUGAAUGUGGUCCGUUAGCGCCAGUUUAUGAAGCUGCAGAAGUGCACAAUAUUCUCGAAAUUCUCCAGUCACAAUCUCCAACUGAAAUCAAGAAUGAUUCUCUCAAGAAAAGGGAUACCAUCCAAGAUCUUGCGAGAGAAAUAAUUCAAAAUGUGCAGUGUUGCAGUGAGAUUCCUUUUGAUGAAGAUGAUAACAAAGCAAUUUCGUCUUUAAAGCAGAUCAACAAAAUGCUUCAGUUGAAAGUGAAAGGUCUACAGAAAAAGAAAAUGACCAAAUCCCCUAUGAACAAAAAAAUUGAUCAUCAAAAGCGGUUUUACUCCACAAAAAAAAAACGUGCAUCCGGGCACCAUCCCAGUAAACCAAGCACUACGGAGAAAGCUGAAUUGAAAAAGUUAGUGCUGGAAUCGAAGUGUGACCUCAUAAAUUUUAAUUCUAGCGAUCAUACUUACAUUCCUUCUACUUGA
Molecule: messenger RNA, 1212 nt
Organism: Planococcus citri (citrus mealybug)
Lineage: Eukaryota; Metazoa; Arthropoda; Insecta; Hemiptera; Pseudococcidae
Exons: 1
Coding region: 1-1212 (403 amino acids)
Molecular function (GO): zinc ion binding
Source: RefSeq, a predicted model, not a curated record